AUGAUCAACUCAUGUAUUGGAUUAAAUGAUUUACCCGAUGAAAUUCUUAUGAUCAUUUUCAAAAAACUCAACAAUCUUGAUAUACUUUAUUCUUUCCAUGGUGUCAAUAAACGAUUAAAUAAAAUUAUUCAGGAUCCAAUUUUUACAAGUCAUUUGACUUUUGUCGAAUGGUCAUCAUAUAAUUUUAUUGAUUUAUUAUCUUGUAAUACUAUACUUAAUCGAUUUUGUUUACAAAUUUUACCUGAAAUUCAUAAUCAAAUCAAAUGGCUUGAUCUUGAAUCAUCAUCCAUGAAACAUGUUUUACGUGUUGCUCAUUAUCCGAAUUUAGAUAGUCUUGCCCUUUAUAAUACUGAUGAAGAGUCAAUUCGAUGUCUUUUUACUGAUGAAACUCUUUCAUCAGGUAUUUUCAAAAAUCAAAUUACAAAACUUUUAAUUACAAUAAAUAAAAAUGAUGAUUAUUUUGAGAUGCUACUAUCAGUGGAUUGUCUUUAUCUUCUUGAUGGUCGUUUUAAUCAACUUCAUACAUUCUAUGUUAAUUUGUGUCAUAUUCGUCGUCCAUUCGAUCAUCGCUUACACGGCCGUCAUCUAUAUGAAAUGAUAAAUCAAGAUGAUUUACCAAAUCUAAAGUGUUUUUCUUUGUCUUCGAAUUAUGAAACAUUUGAUUAUGAUGAAUUAAUUCUACCACUUCUCUAUCGAAUGUCAAAUCUAGAACAACUCGGUUUAUAUCUUCUUGUUUAUGUCAAUGAAACAUUUAUUGAUGGAAACCAUUUGAAAAAAAAGAUUAUUAAUCGUAUGCCAAGAUUAAAUCAAUUCACAUUUUAUAUUCGGUCAUCUAUAUAUACUGGUAAUAAAUUCAAUUUGCCAUCAACAGAAGAUAUUCAACGCACAUUUAUUGACUUUCGAAAUAAUGAGAUUAUUUCUUAUGUUAAUUAUUUUCUAGAAGCAAAAGAAAGUCAAUGUCAUAUAUAUUCAUAUCCACCUCUAAUGGAAUAUUACGGCGAUAUUACAAAUGAUUUUCCAGGUGGAUUAUUCGAAUAUGUUCGUGUAGUGUCAUUAAAUGAUGAACAUCCUUUUGAACAUGAAUUUUUUCUUCGAAUUCAGAAAUCAUUUCCAUUUAUGGAACAAUUAACUGUGAUUAAUCAUAAACCACAAAACAGAAAACAAUCUUAUGAAUCAAAUAUUGAUAAUCAAAACUUAUCUGUUAUUGAAUAUUUUUUUCUCAAUACACUUGAUAUUAUCAAUACCCAUGAUGAUUAUAUAGAAGAAUUUCUAUUCGAUACUAAAACGUAUUUUCAAAAUAAUGUUUAUCUUCAAAUCAAUUAUGAAUCUUUAAAACGAGUAACACACAAUUUUACAAGAGAUGCUACACGAGUUAAUUGUACCAAAAUCAAUAAAUUAUAUGUACACUGUGGAUCAAAAUGUUCGAAUUCUUUACAAGAAUAUUUUCCUUAUGCGAAAAUAUCUCAUGGAGGAAUAUUUUGA
Molecule: messenger RNA, 1482 nt
Organism: Rotaria sp. Silwood1
Lineage: Eukaryota; Metazoa; Rotifera; Eurotatoria; Philodinida; Philodinidae
Source: the annotation of a GenBank genome assembly